Drosophila persimilis is the source of this 2922-nucleotide messenger RNA. Its product is annotated as ATP-dependent RNA helicase dbp2. Gene Ontology annotation, molecular function: RNA binding; RNA helicase activity; ATP binding. Lineage: Eukaryota; Metazoa; Arthropoda; Insecta; Diptera; Drosophilidae. The record is from RefSeq and is a predicted model, not a curated record. The transcript has 4 exons. Bases 276 to 2483 code for a protein of 735 amino acids.
GUGGUUGCCGGUAAAAUACGUAUUAGGAAUUCCGAGGUAACUAAAUGAAAAUUAUUCAGCAGCUUUGAGUUAUAAAUUAGCUGGAACACAGCCUUCGAUAGCAGACCGCAGGGAUUUGUUCACUUUCGUCACUGCCAACGCCGCCAUUUUGCCUCGCACACACAUGCAAUUUUACCGUUUAACGCUGCAUUGGCAAAGAAUUUCUGCAAACUCCGCAUUUUUCACGUGUUAGCUUUGCUAUUUCCCUCAAAAUAAAACGAAGAACCGCUUCCGAAAUGUCAGAGCUAGACUGGGAUGAACCAGAUGCAGAUCAAGCUCCUGCAACGAAUAUGUAUAAGCGUGAUAGAAAUGAUUUCAACGAUAAGUACGACCGCAGCGUGAGACAUGACGAAAACUCGCGUGGUCAGCGCGGCCACGGAGAUCGAAACAUGGACGAUUAUGGUCAGGGACGCCGCGAUCGGGAGCGCGGUCAUGGUGGCGGAGGGUUUGCAAAAAGCGCGGAGUACGCCCUCACCGAAGUGAUCAACAUCGGCGCAGACAUGGUUGGUCGAAUUAUUGGCCGCGCCGGAUCUAAUGUGACUCGCAUCCAAACUGAUUUCAAUGUGCGGGUCAAUGUGGAUAAAGCCAGUUUAACUGUUAAGAUCUUGGGCAAUAUCCAGACGAACGUCAACGAUGCCGCUGAGUACAUUCGAAAUCAAAUAUCAAGCGAUUCUGGAAAUCGCGAUAGGGACAGAGGACAUGUUCGCGGCGGUGCAGUUGCAUCCAACUAUGGAGGAGGAGGAGGAGGUGGAUCAAACUAUGGAGGAGGAGGUGGGUCCAGUUAUGGAGGAGGAGGUGGUUCUAAUUAUGGAGGAGGAGGUGAAUCCGGCUAUGGCCGGUAUCGCACUGAAGGUACCAGCUAUGAGGAUGCCUCUAAUAAUAAUAAUCAAGGUGGCGAUUUAACUGGCACCAUAGAUUGGGCAGCCCUUAACAAAGCCUCUGAAGAAGCAGCAGCAGCCCGCUGGGCCAAGCUUCCCAAAUUAACAAAGAACUUUUACAAGGAGGCCCCUGAGGUGGCGAACUUAAGCGAUGCCGAUGUGAAACGCAUUCAUGCGGAGAACAAUAAUACGACAGUGGCUCUUGUGUUUGAGCCGAAGGAGGGCGAAGAAGUCCCACCCAUACCGAAUCCGGUAUGGACAUUCGAGCAAUGCUUUGCCGAAUAUCCCGAUCUGUUGGGUGAAAUCGAGAAGCAGGGCUUCCCUAAGCCCUCGCCCAUUCAGUCUCAGGCGUGGCCCAUUCUGCUAAAGGGGCACGAUAUGAUUGGCAUUGCCCAGACUGGCACAGGAAAGACGCUGGCAUUUCUGCUGCCCGGUAUGAUACACACCGAGUAUCAAAGCAUUCCUAGAGGACAGCGUGGCGGGGCCAAUGUCCUUGUGCUGGCGCCCACUCGUGAGCUAGCGCUCCAGAUUGAAAUGGAGGUAAAGAAAUAUUCUUUCCGCGACAUGAGAGCGGUUUGUGUUUAUGGAGGCGGAUGUCGUCGGAUGCAGAUCUCGGAUGUGGAGCGUGGAGCGGAGAUAAUCAUCUGUACUCCCGGGCGUCUCAACGAUUUGGUUCAGGCCAAGGUCAUAGACGUAAGCAGUAUCACCUAUCUGGUUUUGGACGAAGCGGAUCGUAUGCUGGACAUGGGCUUUGAGCCACAGAUUCGCAAGGUCCUGAUGGACAUUCGACCCGAUCGCCAGACCAUCAUGACGUCGGCCACCUGGCCGCCUGGUGUGCGCCGUCUCGCCCAAAGCUACAUGAACAAUCCCAUCCAGGUGUGCGUUGGUUCCCUCGAUUUGGCAGCCACACACUCUGUGAAGCAGGUCAUUGAGCUGUUGGAGGAUGAGUCCGAGAAGUACGGCAUCAUCAAAAGCUUUAUCAAGAAUAUGACAAAGACCGACAAGAUAAUCGUUUUCUGCGGCCGCAAGGCUCGCGCCGAUGAUCUGUCCAGUGACUUGACCCUGGACGGAUUCAUGACCCAGUGUAUACAUGGCAGUCGCGAUCAGAGCGACCGCGAACAGGCCAUUGCCGACAUUAAGUCAGGCGUGGUGCGUAUUUUGAUAGCCACAGAUGUGGCCUCUCGUGGCCUGGAUAUCGAGGACAUCAGUCAUGUGAUCAACUAUGAUUUCCCUCGCAACAUCGAGGAGUAUGUUCACCGUGUGGGACGUACGGGACGCGCUGGACGUACCGGGACUUCUAUUAGCUUUAUCACACGGUCGGAUUGGGGGAUGGCCCAAGAGCUGAUCAACAUUUUGGAGGAGGCUGACCAGGUAGUGCCUGAGCAGCUUCACAGCAUGGCCAGACGUUUCAAAGCCAUGAAGGAGCGCCGCGCUGCUGAAGGUGGUGGCGGAGGAGGACGCAGCGGCGGCGGAGGCGGAGGCUAUGGUGGUGGUGGUGGAGGUUUUCGCAGCGGCGGUGGAGGCCGCGGUGGCGGUGGUGGUCGCUUCGAUCGCUUUGACUUUUGAGUUAAUUGACAAAUUCUCCAUUACGCUCGCGAAGCACAAAAUUUCUAGUUUUAAACAAAAGAACAAAACACUCUGUGAAGCAGGCCACUGAGCUGCUGAAAGAUGAGAUGGAGACGUACAUCAUCAUCCAACCCUUUUUCAAGACGAUGACAAAGACCGACAAGAUGAAUCGAAUCUCUUUGAGGUUUUAUCAAAAUCGACAAUUCAACUAUCAAAUUCAGAGCAGACAACAAUUCAAUCUAUCAUAAGUGUGGGAUCACUUAGCAAAUUCAUUUGCUCCCAAAGCAAAAAAGUGUACAGAUUUAAGCGACUACAGCAGAGGGAAAAGAAAAAUGCUUUGAAAUUAUGUUUGAAUGUACUUAAGCCCAUAUUCCUUAUACCAAGAGGUAUCAUUGUUACAUUCGAUAUUAAAGUUUAACCAAAAAUACGUUCAAGUUAA